CGCGAUGUGAUACGCCCUUUCCCGAGAGUUGCACAGUCCUUGUAUAUCACCCCACGUCCCCAUCGACGAAUUCACACUGUUUCGUCACCCCGGUGAUCAGCACCCUCCCCACCUUCGUCGCCAUCGCACUCGCCGGCACCUCGCCAUUAUAUGUCCGGGAUGGGCGCUCGAGUACAUCUCCCUCAGGACGCUGAUCGCCGCGAGCAGGUAAACACACCACAGCACGCUGCGCAACGGCCAGUGGGCGCGACGCAGCGGCGUGUUUGGACGUCGUGACGUCGGGCUGGUCGACAGAUAGUUGCUCGUGGUGUUGGACUGGGAUCUGGGUGCAGGGGAGCAAGGGAUUACCGUGCAAUGGCAUGCGGUCAUGGGGCUGCAAGACCUGAUGAUGACAUCGGUUGAUGCUAUGAGGAUGGCGAUCUGGCCGGCCUCGGAAAUCGUAUCGCGUGACUUUCGUGGCAAUGUUCAAAGCAAGAUAUGGAGAGGUCAUUUCGUGGUUGCGGUACGAGCGCUUCAGUCAAAUUCUGGGACGGAGUUUGUCUAGCGGGAAGUACGAGUUGUACAUGAUCCAAUAUCUAUUUUCUCUCUCUGCGGUGGCUCCCGUGGGUUAAAAUUGACGUCGGACUUCUCGUCAUACGUGGCCUCGGGAUAGUCCAAGUAUCCGAUCGACGGCUCAAAAUCGCCCCCGUAGGCAUGCGGCCAGUCUACCUCAUUAUCAAGCGGCUUUCCCGCCUGAACCCUCCAUGCCAAAUCCGAGUGCGACAUCCAGGGGAUGCCAAUCGACACAGCCGGGAACCUCCCACUCCCCACCCACUCGAUCGCCUCCGCAGGCGUGAUCCCGCCAUUGGGGAUCAUCGGCGUGUUCUUCAGAAAUGGCGCGUAGGUCUCCAGUACGUCGUGCGGGGUCCCGCGCUUCGCGGGGUCGAGGAAGUCGAGAUAGCGCACGAUGCAGACGUACGCCAGUCCGAGCUUGUCGACCUCCUUGAGCAGGUAGCCGAACGUCGCAAUCGUGUCGUCCAGCGCAAAGCCCAUAUCGUUGUACCCGCCGCCUGGGUUGAUCUUGAGCCCCACAUUUGGGCCCCACACUCUACACACGGCUUUCAUGAUCUCGAGCGCGAACCGGGCCCGAUUCUCCGGGCUGCCACCCCACUUGUCCUUGCGUAGGUUGGCGGUCGGGUCGAGGAACUGGUGGAUCAAGUAUCCCAUGGCCCCGUGGACUGUGAUGCGAUUCAGCGAUCAGUUGCGAACGAACGAAGCAAUGCAGGUGGCGCCCACUUUCGAGACCGUCGAACCCGGCUUCUUUAGCAUUUACCGCCGCAAUUCUGAACAAUUCUACGAUCUUCAUGGGGUCGGGGAUCUCCGUCGGCUGUGCAACAGGAUGAGCACACACACAGGUCUUUCAGUCACGGCUAGAAGUCACUGACGGUCUGGUAGCCCGGUAUUCCGGGCAGGAAUCGGAAUUUUCCACCGGCAGCGCGAACGGCGGAUGGGGCCCAAACGGGCUGCGAUCCAGAUCAAAUUCGGCGACUGCCUCGUCCAAUCCGGAGACGUACCUCUCCUGAAGCGAUCUGAUGGGGCGCGUCGGGGUGGCAUGCACGCCCACCUGUUCACAUGAGCCUGGGCUGCUGAUCGGGGAGUUCUCGUCGAGACCUUACCGUGCAUGAUCUGGCAAUAAAUCCGCCCGCCCGCCGCAUGCACCCCGUCGACGACGUUCUUCCAUCCUGCGGUCUGCUCUUUGCUCCAGAUCCCGGGCGAGUUGGCCCACUCAGUUCUGGUGCGUCAUCCCGGUCAGCU
Mycena citricolor is the source of this 1794-nucleotide messenger RNA. NCBI's taxonomy places the organism in Eukaryota, Fungi, Basidiomycota, Agaricomycetes, Agaricales, Mycenaceae. The record is from the annotation of a GenBank genome assembly.